Messenger RNA from Calypte anna (Anna's hummingbird), 1804 nucleotides. RefSeq names its product RNA 3'-terminal phosphate cyclase (gene RTCA). Gene Ontology annotation, molecular function: RNA-3'-phosphate cyclase activity. Bases 218 to 1315 code for a protein of 365 amino acids. Gene Ontology annotation, cellular component: nucleus. Gene Ontology annotation, biological process: RNA processing. Lineage: Eukaryota; Metazoa; Chordata; Aves; Apodiformes; Trochilidae. The record is from RefSeq and is a predicted model, not a curated record. The transcript has 11 exons.
GUGCUCCAGCACCGCCUCUCCCAGGCCCAAGCACCGGGAACAGUACCGGCAGCUUUGAGAGACGCCGUCGCCGAAGCGCACCAUUGGGCGCGCUUUCGCCGGCUGGCGCUCAGGGGCCCGGGAGCUGCUUCGCCUCGCGCUUUCCGUCUGCAGGGCCCUGCUGGGAUCUUAUCGGCUUAGGGGUCUCUGCGAGAAACGACUCUACUCACCGCCCGUCAUGGACGGGGACAGGAUGGAGAUAGACGGCGGGAUCAUGGAGGGGGGCGGGCAAAUCUUGCGAGUGUCCACGGCCCUGAGCUGCCUGCUGGGCCUGCCGGUACGGGUGCAGCGGAUCCGCGCCGGGAGGAGCCAGCCCGGCCUCAGGCCUCAGCAUCUAUCUGGAUUGGAGAUGAUUCGAGAUCUAUGUGAGGGGAAGCUGGAAGGUGGAGAAAUUGGCUCAACAGAAAUAACCUUCACCCCUGGGAAGAUCAAAGGUGGAACCCACAUAGCAGAUACAAAAACAGCAGGGAGUGUGUGUCUACUGAUGCAGGUAGCAAUGCCCUGUGUGCUGUUUGCUGCUACUCCAUCAGAACUUCAUUUAAAAGGUGGGACUAAUGCUGAGAUGGCUCCUCAGAUAGACUACACAGUCAUGGUUUUCAAGCCAAUAGUUGAAAAAUUCAAUAUUACCUUUAAUUGUGACAUAAAAAAGAGGGGCUACUACCCUCAGGGAGGUGGUGAAGUUGUAGUCCAGUUGUCCCCAGUCAAAGAGUUGAGCCCAAUAAACUUAACAGAUCGUGGCACAGUGACAAAGAUAUAUGGAAGAGCAUUUGUUGCUGGAGCACUGCCUAUAAAACUGGCAAAAGACAUGUCAGCAGCAGCAGUGAGAUGCAUCAGAAAAGAAAUCAGAGAUCUUUACGUUAAUAUUCAACCUGUUCGAGAACCUGAUGAUCGAGCCUGUGGGACAGGAAGUGGAAUCAUUGUUGUUGCAGAGACUUCAACAGGUUGUUUGUUAGCUGGGUCAUCACUUGGCAAGAGAGGAAAGAAUUCUGACAAGGUUGGCAUUGAAGCAGCUGAAAUUCUGCUUAAAAAUCUUAAACAUGGUGGAACUGUGGAUGAUUCUCUGCAAGACCAACUUAUCAUUUUUAUGGCGCUGGCAAAGGGAGUGUCUAGAGUGAAAACUGGACCAAUUACACUUCAUACUCAAACAGCUAUACACUUUGCAGAAAAGCUAACAAAGGCCAAAUUUACUGUAACAAAAUCAGAAGAGGAAGAUCCCAGCAAAGAUACCUACAUUAUUGAGUGCCAAGGAAUGGGUAUGAUAAACCCAAACUUAUAGAGUUAAAAAAAAAAGGCAGCAAGAUGAAAAGGGCAAAACUCAAUAUACCUCAGUGAUGUAUCACACUACAUUUCAACAGAUGUGUAAUAUGCAUGUGAACAGAAGGAGCCUUCUCUCACACCUAAGUGAUUUAACUUCAAGGAUGAUGACUUGAUCUUGGAGUGCUGAGAAUCAGCUAUGUGAAAAAUGGAAAUUUUUUUUCUUUUUAUUAUUAGCAACAAAAUGAGUACAGAAAGGCCAGCAAAUUGUAUACAUUGGAUGUAUUUGAGAGCUUCUAUUAGAAGCUUUGACAACUCAGAUUCACAGAAGUAGAAGAUAACCACUUCCGUUUUGAAAAAAGUGAUAAAUUGUUUCAAAAAUGUUUUAUUCUUUGGGGACCUUUAUGUUAUUAGGUAUACAGAAUGAAGUGCACCAUCAAAUCUGUAUCACUUUUCUUCCUUAACUAUUUUGCUUAAAUUGUGCUUUAGGAAAUAAAGCAGUAUCACCAUA